AUGGACCCGUACGGAGCCGGGCCCAAUGGCUUCACACCCGCCCAGCUGGAUGUGCUGCGCUGCCAGAUAGUGGUGUAUAAGCAGCUCCGCGCGGCGCCGGAUCAGCCCAUCCCCCCUCAGACGCUGGCAGGGUCGAUCCCCCCUCCCCUGACGCGGGCGGGACCGCUGUACGAGCUGGCGGCGGCCCACGAUCCGACACCGGCCUCCUCCAAGCAUGGCCCAUCCCUGCCCACGCUGCCGUAUGCCCUGAACAUCCUGCCCCUCCUGCAGUCCGAGUUUGCCCGCCUCGUGACGCAGCGCCAGCGUGAGGCCGCGGCCCAGGCGGCCGCCACUCUCGCCUCCCCGGACGCCGCGCCGGGGUUCGCGUGGAGGAGCCCGGCCCUGCCCCGCGGGCAGGCCGCGCUGCAGGCGCGCAGGCUGGCGCUGCUGCCGCGCCAGCACGCGCUGCGCGCGGCGGUGGAGGCCGCGCAGGCCGAGAUCGCGGCCAUGCCGCCGGCCAAGCACCGGCUGCUGCGGGCGCACGAGCGCCUGGCGCGGGAGAGGAACAAGCUCAAGGGCGACGACCGACAGCUGCGCCUGGAGGCCCUCAAGGCGCACGACUUCGAGGCGUACCAGGAGAUGCUGCGCGCCCAGUCCACGGGCGCCGCCUCGGCGGGGGAGAAGUACGUUGCCAUCUCCAAGUUCCUCAAGGACACGGAGGAGUACCUCAUUCGCCUGGCCAGCAAGAUCGCCGGGGUCAAGCUGUCCGCCGAGGUGUCCAAGGCCACUGCCGACGCCAUAGUCAAGGCCCGGGCGCAGGGCCUGAGCGAGGAGGACGUCCAGGCGGCGGCGCACGCGGCCGCCCAGGACGCCGCCUCCAACAGCGCCGUGCUGCGGGCGGCGGGGGGCGGCGGCGGCCCCUCCGACGCCCAGUCGCACUACUACGAGCUGGCGCACAGCAACCGGGAGGCCAUCGCGGAGCAGCCGUCGCUGCUCCGCCCGCCGGGCGACGCCAAGCUGCGCGAGUACCAGCUGGUGGGCCUGCAGUGGAUGGUCAGCCUGUACAACAACCACCUCAACGGCAUUCUGGCCGACGAGAUGGGGCUGGGCAAGACGGUGCAGGCGAGUGAGGCCGUGAUGGCGCUGAUCGCGUACCUGAUGGAGCACAAGUCCAACUACGGCCCCCACCUGAUCAUCGUCCCCAACGCGGUGCUGGUGAACUGGAAGAGCGAGCUGACGCAGUGGCUCCCCGGCGCUCGCUGCGUCUACUACGUCGGCACGCGGGACGAGCGCGCGCGGCGCUAUGCGUCGGAGGUGCAGAGCCUGCAGUUCAACGUCCUGGUCACCACCUACGAGUUCAUCAUGCGCGACCGCGCCAAGCUGGCCAAGAUCGACUGGCAGUACAUCGUCAUCGACGAGGCGCAGCGCAUGAAGGACCGCCAGUCCAAGCUGGCCAAGGACCUGGACCGCUUCACGGCCGCCCGGCGCCUGCUGCUCUCCGGCACCCCCCUCCAGAACGACCUGCUGGAGCUCUGGUCCCUGCUGAACCUGCUGCUCCCCGAGGAGAAGCGCGUGGUGGUCAUCCACCGCCUGCACCAGAUCCUGGAGCCCUUCAUGCUGCGGCGCCAGGUGGAGGACGUGGAGAGCAAGCUGCCAGCCAAGGUGGCGAUGACGGUGCGCGUGCCCAUGACGCCCUACCAGUCCGCCAUCUACGACUGGGUCAAGGCGACGGGGACGCUGCGGCUGGACCCCAGCGCGCCUCAGGAGUACAAGAUGAAGCGGCAGUUUGCCUCGCUGAACAACAAGUGCAUGGAGCUGCGCAAGCUGUGCAACCACCCGCUGCUCAGCUACCCGCCGCUGGACUGGGGCCUGGGCGACGCCAUCGUGCGCCAGUGCGGCAAGCUGGUGGUGCUGGACCGGCUGCUGGUCAAGCUGGUGGCCACAGGGCACCGCGUGCUGCUCUUCAGCACCAUGACCCGCCUGCUGGACCUGCUGGAGGUGUACCUGCGGCGGACCAUGGGCUACCUGCGCAUCGACGGCACCACAGCGCUGGAGGACCGGGAGCGCGCCAUCCAGGCCUUCAACGCCCCCGACUCUGACGCCUUUGUGUUCCUGCUGUCCAUCCGCGCCGCGGGGCGCGGGCUCAACCUGCAGAGCGCCGACACGGUGGUCAUCUACGACCCCGACCCCAAUCCCAAGAACGAGGAGCAGGCCAUCGCCAGCAUCGAGUCGCUGGUGCGCAACCAGAUCCAGCGCGUGAAGAUCGACAUGGCCAACGAGGUGAUCGACGCGGGGCGCUUUGACCAGCAGACCACCAACGACGAGCGGCGGCAGACCCUGGAGGCCCUGCUCAAGGAUGAGGCGCGGACGAGCCAGGCGCAAAACACGGUGCCCACGUGGCGGGAGCUGAACGAGCAGCUGGCGCGUGGGCCCGACGAGCUGGCGCAGUUCGAGGCGCUGGACGCGGCGGUGGACUGGAUGGAGCCCGCGCCCGUGAGUCACAUCCCCCCCUGGAUGGCCUGGACGCCCGAGGACCUGGCGGCCGCGCAGCGAGCCGCCGCGGACCGUGGCCGCCCCAAGAACGUGGCGGCGGAGCUGGCGGCGCUGACGGGGACGGAGGACGCGGUGACCAUCGCUGGGGACGACACGGAGGAGGAGGAGCUGGGCCAGAACCUGGCCACCGACGACGACGCGGCGACGACGCAGGCCACCACGGGGGCCGGGGGAGCCGAGGGCAGUCCCGGCCCCGCCAAUGCACAGGCCCUGCAGCACGUCCAGUCCACCGCGCGCAUGGGGGAGGGCGGUGUGGGCAGCGCGGAGGCCGGGCCGCCGGCCAAGCGGCAGCGAGCGGACGAGGCCGCUGAGGGGAAGUAG
Auxenochlorella protothecoides is the source of this 2853-nucleotide messenger RNA. Its product is annotated as ATP-dependent helicase BRM. Gene Ontology annotation, molecular function: ATP binding; ATP-dependent chromatin remodeler activity; DNA binding. The transcript is spliced from 13 exons. NCBI's taxonomy places the organism in Eukaryota, Viridiplantae, Chlorophyta, Trebouxiophyceae, Chlorellales, Chlorellaceae. Gene Ontology annotation, biological process: positive regulation of transcription by RNA polymerase II. Gene Ontology annotation, cellular component: nucleus. The coding region runs from base 1 to 2853 and encodes 950 amino acids. The record is from RefSeq and is a predicted model, not a curated record.